UAUAGCCAGCUGUUCUCCGGGGUCGGUGUUUGUGUCGAGCCGAGCCGCCGUCGGUGCUGAAGCCGCGGGGAGGGGCAGCCAGCGAGCCGCGGGCCGAGCAGCAUGCGGGAGGAAGGUGAGCUGUGACUGUGCCCUUCGUUGUCUCCCUGUGCACCUGCACAUAUCGUGUGCUCAGAGACUGUGCUGCACUUGGAGAACCCAUGGCUUCUGGCCCUCCAUCCCCCUCUGUAGGCCGCAGGCUCGGGCUGCUGGAGUUGCUACUCGGGCCUCUGUUAGUUUUGUUGGUUUCUGGGCUGGGACCAGCGCUGGGUCAGAAGGUCUACACCAACACAUGGGCCGUCCACAUACCUGGAGGUCAGGAGGAUGCUGAUCGAAUUGCCAGUAAACAUGGGUUCAUCAAUUACGGACAUGUAUUUGGUGAUUAUUAUCACUUCCGACAUCGCACAGUAGUGAAGAGGUCGCUGUCGGAUCACAGAGGGACACAAGUCCGUCUACAAAGAGACUCCAAGGUGACCUGGGCAGAACAACAGGUGUCGAAGCGGAGGAAAAAGAGGGAUACUUUCGAAGAACCUUCAGAUCCCAAGUUCAGAGACCAGUGGUACCUGUACAACAGCAACCAACGUGACUUGAAUGCCAAAGCUGCGUGGCAGUUGGGCUACACAGGUAAAGGUGUGGUGGUGUCCAUCCUAGAUGACGGAAUAGAGAAGAACCAUCCAGACCUGAUGCAGAACUACGACCCAGAUGCCAGUUACGAUGUGAAUGAUGGCGACCCAGAUCCUCAGCCCCGAUACACGCAGCUUAAUGAUAACAGGCAUGGAACACGGUGUGCUGGAGAAGUGGCAGCAGUAGCCAACAAUGGGAUCUGUGGAGUCGGUGUGGCCUAUGACGCCAAGAUUGGAGGUGUGCGUAUGCUGGACGGCGAGGUGACUGACAUGGUGGAGGCCCAGUCUCUCAGCCUGAACCCCCAACACAUCGACGUCUACAGUGCCAGCUGGGGCCCGGAGGACGACGGCAAGACGGUUGACGGACCUGCCAAACUCGCCAAAGAAGCCUUUCUGCGUGGAGUUACAGAGGGCCGAAAGGGUUUGGGCUCCAUCUUUGUGUGGGCCUCUGGAAAUGGAGGGAGGGAGAAGGACAGUUGUAACUGUGACGGCUACACCAACAGCAUCUACACGCUGUCCAUCAGCAGCUCCACCCAGAACGGCAAUGUCCCCUGGUACAGCGAGGCUUGCUCCUCCACCCUCGCCACAACCUACAGUUCGGGGAACCUCAACGAGAAGCAGAUAGUGACCACAGACCUGAAAUCGAAAUGCACAGAUUCCCACACAGGCACCUCUGCCUCCGCCCCGCUGGCGGCUGGGAUCAUCGCUCUUGCCCUUGAGGCCAAUAAAAACCUGACCUGGAGGGAUAUGCAACAUCUGGUUGUACGAACUUCUCACCCUGCCCACCUGCUCACCAACGACUGGAGGACCAAUGGGGUUGGACGUAAAGUCAGCCAUUCAUAUGGAUAUGGUCUUCUUGAUGCCAGUGCCAUUGUAUCACUGGCAGAGACGUGGACCAGCGUGGGGCCGCAGAGGAAAUGUGUGAUCACCAUGGUCUCUGAGCCAAGGAAUAUUGGCAGCCAUCUAUCGAUCAACAUGAGCGUGGGCGCCUGCAUUGGGUCCGACAGUCACGUGACCUCGUUAGAGCACGUUCAGGCGCGGCUCACCCUGUCCUACAACCGGAGGGGAAACCUGGCUAUCCACCUCAUUAGUCCUGCAGGCACACGCUCCACAAUGCUCCACCCCAGGCCUCAUGACUACUCAUCGGAGGGUUUUAAUGACUGGGCUUUCAUGACCACCCACUCCUGGGAUGAGAACCCCACGGGGGCGUGGACACUGGAGAUUGAGAAUGUGGCUGGUGCCAGCGACUAUGGAACUCUGACCCAGUUCAUCCUGGUGCUUUAUGGCUCCGGCUCAGCAUCAUCCAGCUCGUCUGAGACGCCGCAGCCCACCAGCAGCAGCUGUAAGACCCUGGACCUAAGGCAGAUAUGCAUUGAAUGCAACGCUGGCGACUACCUCUUUCAGCAGGGCUGUGUGAAAGAAUGUCCAUCGGGUUACUCAGUGGGCUCCCGACCCCUGAACUACACAGUGGGAAACUUCAUAUCGCCUGCUUCCGUCCCAGCCUGCCUUCCCUGCCCACCGCCCUGCCUGACGUGCAGCAGCCUGAGCCCCGAGGCCUGCCUGUCCUGCCCCCCCCACAGCUCCCUGGACAGCGUCUCUGGCACCUGCGUGCAUCUCAACCAAUACAUGCGCGAGUCCCCUGGCAGCUUCAUAGUGGGCCCGGGUAACCAUGACACGCAGGUCCAGCUCAGCUCCCAGCUGCCCAUCACCGUUGCCGUGCUCAGCUGCAUGGCCAUCAUCGCCACCUUCGCUGGCGUCUUCCUGAUGCUGCAGCUGCGCUCAGGCGCCGUCAUCAAGCUGCCUUCUUUGGAGGGAGGUGGCGGUCUUGGGGGUAGUUUCAGCCUCGGGGGAAAUAGGGUGGUGUCUUACCGUGGCAUUCCGACAGUGUGGGGGGAUGACGGCGUAAACACAGACUCCGAUAACGAAGAGUUUGACGUCCACAAUGAGAGGACUGCCUUUAUCAAAACACAAAGUGCUCUUUAAUGCCUCCCGCACAUCCCUCCUUUUCUCCUGCUUUUAAGAUCCUGUCAGGCCCUUUUCUCUGAUAAUUCAGGGCUGUGGUAACUGUCCUUUCACAGUCAUCCCUUUUUCUUUUUCUGUCCGCCUGGGUUUUCAGCUGAGCCCCGCUCUGGGGUCUUGUCUUCCCCUCUGCUUGUGGGAGGCCUGAUAGGAAGCUGCUGUCUCUCAGAGCUCGGGAUGGCCCAAGCUUUGCUUUGUUCACACAUCAACGCAUUUCUAUUAAACUGGCUCUCUCCCUCCUCUUACCCUCAAUCACUCCCAGUGUCUGUGCAGAGUCCAUUUCCCCCUCCAGCUCCCCUUUCCUACAGUAAGCAAAUGAUUAUUAUUUCCUUCUCACUAUUUCUCUCUUUCCUUUAGUCUCAGUGCAGUAGCCAGACGAGAUUGUCGAUUGUGAAAAGUAGACAUGUGUGUUUGUGUGAGAACGAACACAUGUCUGAAUGACGUUGUGUGUCUGUGAGCGUGUAAAUCUGAUGAAUACUGUUGUGCCCUUUUAUAGAGAAAACUAAAGCUGCUCCUGUCACAUUAAGAACUUUAACAACUGAUAACACCAACAAAUAUAAUUCUACCCACAGUGUUGUUUGGUGACAUUAACGUCCAAACGUCUGUUCAGAAAAGCCUCUCAUCCUCAGUGCUUUACAAGUACAUUUUAAAAAUCGAAAGCUUAAUAAGUGAGAAAGAAAUGUCCAGACUUUGGUGAUUUAAAAUUCUGUGUCGAGAGUCAGAGAAACAAAAGAGGCUGAGAGCUUUCUGGAUACGUCAUCUGUCAUCUUCCUUUUCAUUACAAGACGGUUAUUGAAUUUACUUGGAGCGAAAUCCAUCUUUCAUUGAGUCGCUCUUUUUAUCUACAAUCUCAUUGUUCCAUGUUUGAUUAGGGGGGGCGGGGGGCUUCAGUUCUUCUAUUGUUGACACGAUCUGGAACGAUCUCUAAGCUCUGGCAGAACAAACUGAGUCACACAACUAGCGACGUUUUUCCUGCCUUCUGGGAUUCUCAAUGAACAGAACGUAUUGUGGUUAAGAAACUCUAAAUUCUCAUGGAGGGCUCCCAAGAAAUUGAUAAAUUAAAAGCAAACUUGCACACACACCACACACAGAGAAUUGCAGAUUGGCUACUCUAUCAACCCUGAGGCACAAUCCCUUCAGGGGAUAUUUAAUGUCUAACGUGCUCACACCCUGCGGCUGAGAGAGAAGCAGCUGAGAUGCUGAUGGGACCCAGAACAAUGUGGGACCGUCGAGCACGUGAGCUUCUCCGAGCAGCUGGCGGCUGUUGAGUUACUUGUGAUUGAUUUCUUGACGGAGCAGAAAUGGCAACGAUACAUUAAGGCUUUCCCCUUUAGUCGGAGCACAUUAGCACCACAAACACCUAUUAUACACAGCUCAUAUCACAAUGACUCAAAGUGUGUGUCUGUGUGUGUGUGUGUGUGGUCAAAGGUGGAGAAAAAAUGAAUCUGCCUUCUGACUUAAAUCUUUCUUUUCCUCCCUCAUCUCACGGCUCCUGCUCUUUUUCUUCAAUUCUUGGAUAUUGUUUGGAAAUCCUGCGUCGAGUCUCCACAUCUCGUCAGCGUCUCUGCACUUCCUUUCCAGUCUUCAUCUAAUCUGAAUUUCAGAUCAUCUCUCAGUGUACUUGCCAAUUAAUUAUAUUCUGAAUGAUACUGAACUAUUUAUUCUGAGAGAUUUUUAAUUAUACCUUUAGGGAAGAUAGUUUUAGAGUGAUUUUUCUUCCGGGCAGGUUAUGAUCUAAAAUAUGCAGCUCUUGAUUUAAUCCAGUGUAGCCACAUUGAAUCUAUUGAUCUCUUUUUCUGCUUUGUUGAAAUGCUGAUUAUUAUUAUUGCUAGUAGAAACACAGCGGAGCUUGCUGAGAGAGGUUGUCAUGGUGAUGACGUGCAUACAAAACUGCAGCUGCUCAUCCUUUUAUCUACCUCUCAUAUCAUUCAGCAAGGUUUCAUAUGCAGUCAGAGGAGCUGUUAAAUGAUUAUAGAGGUCACAUUAUAUUUAGGACAGAUAUGAAAACACUCAAAUCUGUGUUGUAGAAGAGAAAACAAGCAAUUUGCAAUUCAGAAACUGUAAAGCUGCUGUGUAAAUCCUAGUCCUCUAUCGCUCCUGAAGUGUGUGUUUGCCUUUAUGAUCAGUGCUCAUGGGCAGCCGUCGGCUUUGUAAUAGAAAAUAUAAGGUUUGCCCAUAGAUCUUGUUGGCCAGCGUUUUAAGUGCUGAAAUCGAUGUAAAAUAGUUGUGGGCGUUUGUUUUCCUCACCUCUUGCACUCAGUCUCUACUCAGACUGUUCCACUUGGGGUUGAAACCUUUUUCACUUCUGUCACUGACAAUCAAUUUCCUUUAUUUUGGGGGUGAAGGUGCACAACCGCACAAAACAAAUCCAUUUUAAUGUAACAGCAUGUGUUGGGAAGCCUUCUCAGAAGGAGAAACACAUGAAGACUGCGUGUAGAGUUGAAUGUGAUUUGAAUACAAAAAGUUUGGUCAAAGACAAAAAAUAUAUAAAAAAAUCAGCAGAGAAUAAAGAAAAUUAAAACCUGCCAAAAAUCCUGUGCAGAUGGAUGGAGAAGAGCUGGUGUGUGUCCUCUCAAACACAACAUUGUGCCAGGAAGCCUAAUUCAUCUCAGAUGGCCAGUGCAGGUGGAGCACAUUUGGCUUAUCGUGGCAGAUUCCACCAGAAAGCACUAAACUGGAUUGGAAACCAACCAGAGGAUGUGGCCUUAGAGAAAGUUAAUACUGUUUGUGUGCUGUACAUUAGUGCCCAAUGCCAUUUAGGCUUUGAUUAUCCCCACUUUAAGACAGACACUCAUUCAAAAAUUGAAUAACUGCAGCCUCAGACUGGAGACACCAAAUAUUAUUGGCUACCCAUCAUGGUUAAGUGUGCAAACAACAGAUAAUGUUGCUCAUUAUCUGUUGUGGCAACAAAAUUGCCUCUGCAAAUUAUUUUCUUAAACUCUGGAGGCUCUGAAUUUGCCCUUUUAGGUGAACAAUACCGUGGGACGUCUACCAGUUUGAUGCCAUUAUUAUGGAUAAUUGAUGCUCAGUCUAGUCAGCCUUUGUAUAUUCUACAUCUUCCCUUAGAAGAGAUUCUUAUUGCUUCCAGAAACACAACAGUUUCUCCAAAAGUGCACACAUGAAAUCAUUUAUCCAUCAUGUUGUCGUCACUGCAGCUUGAUAAAACUCUGAAAACUUUAAACUGAUGAACUCUGAGUAUUCAAGUGUCUUAAACUUUUAAGAAUAUCACGGACGCAGACAGGCAUUAAGUAGCGAGUGCUUCCAGAGCACGGAGAGAGAAACCAUUAGCAGUCAGUGUUCUCCUUUCACUGCAAGAACGUGAUGGAAACGCCACACUAAAAAAGAGUUAGAGGUUCUCUAAUCGUGCCAGAAAACUGCUCCUAAUUAUAAGGCAACCUCUUCAUUGGCACUGGAGUGUGAAGCCUGUUAAUAUACAAAGUUACAGGAAUGUUAGGAGAAAAAAAAAGCUCUCGUUGCAAAUUGUUGUCUCUGAUUAUAAAAGAAAAGAAGACACAGACUUUGUCUUUAUAUGAACUGAUUCAUGUCGUGCGGAGCUGAGGUCCGCCCUCAGGACGCAGCCGGAGGGGAUCCGCAUUAAGUCGGAAAGAGUUGAUCUGAGCAAUAUCUUUGGCAUAACCAAAGACAAUCAUUUCAUCGUGUCUGAUGCAGUGCUUAGAUGCGUUUUGCUUUCAGGUUGUCACAGUCCAUCGACCCGUUCGCUUGCGUUCAAAGUGUCAUGUUGAUCUCAUCCUGUCAUCUCUGCCCUUUUUGUUUUGAGACACCCUGUUCAGCAGCUGUGGCGGGAGGAGGCAGAAUGUAUCCCAUCUCCAUUAACUUAAGGGCUGAAUCAGAUCUGCGUGCGUCCGUGUGUGUGCACAUGCUUGUUGAAGUAUAAAUAAAACACUUUGUGACAGGGGGCGGUGUGUGGAGCAGCCUCAGACAACUCGGUUGACCUCCUGCCGCCUCCUCUGGAGGCUCCUGGCCUGUGGCUGCACACAGUACCUUACAGAUUUGUGACCUAUGAAUAGUGAACAAGAAUGACUAUCUUAUAUGGGACAUAACUCUAAAAUAAGGCCUAUUUUUGUAUAAAUGAAUGGUGCAGUGUAAUUUUCUUGUAAUUUAAGGAUUUUUUUUUUCUUUUGCUCUUGUUUUUCUCUUUUAUUUAAUUGAUGUCAAUUAUAGAUUCUACUAAAAUAAAGAUCUAUGCAAAUUUUAA
Messenger RNA from Limanda limanda (common dab), 6897 nucleotides. RefSeq names its product furin (paired basic amino acid cleaving enzyme) a (gene furina). Gene Ontology annotation, cellular component: Golgi membrane; trans-Golgi network. The transcript is spliced from 16 exons. Gene Ontology annotation, biological process: peptide hormone processing. The record is from RefSeq and is a predicted model, not a curated record. The coding region runs from base 201 to 2645 and encodes 814 amino acids. Gene Ontology annotation, molecular function: serine-type endopeptidase activity. Lineage: Eukaryota; Metazoa; Chordata; Actinopteri; Pleuronectiformes; Pleuronectidae.